AUGCGCUCUCAGGGACCGCCGUCAUGUGAACCAGGAUUCCUCCAACUUCCGCGAAGGGCCCGGUAUCGAAUUUACCGGCAUGUGCAGGUAACGAAGUCGAAAUGGCGGCUGCCGUUUGUGUACGACUUUAACCUCUGGAGAAGUCACGCAAAAUUUCCCGACCGUUGGAAUCGCCGGAUCCCUCACCCAGCGCGCGAGUUCGGGGGCCUGCUGCGAUCUUGCCGCGCCAUUUAUACCGAGGUCACAACGUUGUUCUACUCCACCCACCGCUUCGUCAUUCAUUAUUCCCAGCCCGGCUCUUUCCGGCCUCUUCUAGCUCUCUCGCCUGCGAUAAUAUCCUCCCUCACCAAACUCGACAUUGUUCUGAACCAAUCCUCUUGCCAUCAAUUCGUUAACUCGGAGUGCUACCCUCCAGAGUGCUGCUAUGAGGUAGGGCUCGGAGGUGGCGUGAGACUCUCUCAAGGCGUUCUGGGUAAAAAUGUUUACAUUUGCCAACUGUACCCUAAACAUCACCCUCACCAGCCUUCUUUACUUGGCGCUUCAUCCGAUGACUACGCCGAUACACUACUCAAGGAGUGGGAGGAGGUUGCAGCCCACCUCGCGCCUCACAUCACACAUAACAACCUGUGCCUCUCAGUUGUCUGCGACCUUGAUCCGGCUCAUGAGAACGCCUUAAAAGUUGCAAAGCAAAUUGCUGCUCCAUUGGCCGUGUUUCCCCAACUUAAGGACUGUCACAUCCGGUUCUCUAAGCUAUGGGACCGUCAACUACAAAGCUUAGCCUGCGACACGGUUCAUAAAGCCCGUGCCCAUACGUUACCUCUUUCCUCUGCCCAGAGUACAAAGAGGACUGGUCUCGCAUGCCUACCACCCGAGCUUCGGAUCCGCAUCCUUGAAUACACCGACUUGAUACCGCCUUGGAAAGAGGUCUCAUGGAGCCGUCAAGACCAAAAAUAUCUCUUAAAUCAUCCGAUCUGCGACCUUGACGGCCGCAGGGACCUUUCGCCUAAUGGGGCUUGCCCGCCGGAUGUUCACCACGGCUGCUUACUCCACCAGUGCCACGGCGGAGCCGCCAUGUUCCAACCAGAUUACGACACCCACCCAGGCUGCUUCUGCCGUCGCCGCCAUGGCGCCUUUUCAUCGCGCUGCAGAUGUUGGACCCCACCCACAUACCUGUUUCUCAUAUGCCGCGAUCUGUGUCGUGAUGCCCAAUACGUCUUCUUUUCGAGAAAUCGCUUCAUCGUCCACGACUUCCACGCCACACCACCAGAUGAGAUACCACCGGUACAACAUGAACCCCCACCCGCGGACAACUCCAGCAGCCUGCAAAAAUACUAUCCAUUUGACCGCCUAGCUGCCGCAGAAUUCCUCGACGUUGUCCCCGACCACUGUCUUGGCCACCUGCGUUUCCUCGAACUCGUGUUUCCGCCUUAUGCCCCGCAUGGCUGGCCGAGAACUAACCAUCCUGCGCUUACCGACUGGGCCCUCACGACCAAGAAACUACGUCACGCGCUAGAGGCCUCUCGCAAUAGCCUGCAACAGUCCCCGGUCCUAAAGAUUCGUUUUAUCGUAGCCGGGGUAUGA
This is a messenger RNA of Dichotomopilus funicola, 1581 nucleotides long. RefSeq lists its product as uncharacterized. The coding region runs from base 1 to 1581 and encodes 526 amino acids. The transcript has a single exon. The record is from RefSeq and is a predicted model, not a curated record. Lineage: Eukaryota; Fungi; Ascomycota; Sordariomycetes; Sordariales; Chaetomiaceae.